This is a messenger RNA of Linum trigynum, 1635 nucleotides long. The record is from the annotation of a GenBank genome assembly. Lineage: Eukaryota; Viridiplantae; Streptophyta; Magnoliopsida; Malpighiales; Linaceae.
AUGGCCGCCAAACCCCCAGACCCAGUUUCGGGUUCCACGAGACCCCCUAUCGCCUCGUCCUCACCGGAUGGAAAAGGUGUGAAGGACAAGGAGACCCAACACCAAAAGAAGAGACCCAGGGCUUUCGACCUUACCAAAGACGCGAGGCUAGACGAUGAGAUGUUAGAGGAUAGUGCUGAAAGCGAACCACGAACCAAAGCGGAUUCACCCAUAGGAGCAUGGUCCAAUGGAUCGGCGAAGCUUUUCCAUGACACUGAUGAAGAUGAUGAGUGGUACAUAGCUGAAUCUGAUACGGAGGAUGUUGAAAUGGCUAACAAGGAGGAGGAUGAUUAUAUUGCUGAAGAAGAUGACCCGCGAUGCCCAACGAUUCUGUUUACGGCCAAAGAAAAGCUCGAUUGGAGACGGAAGUGGAGGUCUGCCUUGAUAGUCAAGGGUUUAGGCCGUGAUAUCCCGUUCACCCCACUGUCCAAUAGGUUGUGGUCGCUAUGGGCACGAAGAGGAGCUAUAAAAAUCUCUGAUAUGUCUAAUGGAUGCUAUCUAGUGAGAUUCAAGGUUAAAGAGGACUAUGAGUAUGCAUCGUCGGGGGGACCAUGGUUGAUCGGCGACACGUACCUUACUGCGAUACGGUGGUAUAAGGGCUUUAAUCCCUGGAAAUCUCACGUCAACUCAGCCUUGGUUUGGGUGCAGCUACCUGAGCUGCCCGUGAAAUAUUUUAAUAAAGAGGCAGUCCUUCGUAUAGCUCAACAGAUUGGGAGACCGAUCCAAGUAGAUCAAGCUACAAUAAUGGGAGCGAGGGUCAAAUACGCAAGGGUCUGUGUGGAAGUAGACUUAACCAAACCCCUCCUCUCACAGUACAAAAUAGAGGGUAUUACGUAUGGAGUGGGUUAUGAGGGGCUUCAUCGACUAUGUGGCAAAUGCGGAUGCUAUGAUUUCCAUAGUGGUGAGUGCCCAAAAAAACCCCAAGAGGAACGAGAACAAGAGACGAAUGUGGAAGUGAAUGGAAAGAACCCGGCUACAACUGAUUUACCUACUGGACAGAUCUAUGGGGAUUGGAUGGUAGUGAAGAAGAAGGCCUGGAAACCAAGUAACAAGGUGGAGGCGAAUGAUAAGAGAAGUGGCUCGGAACAGGGAAGACGAAGGAAUUUUAUUAACCGGUUUGAUGUGCUGCAUGCUGAAAGUGAGGGUGAAAAUCCUAAGCCUUCCCAACAUGGGCCUGACACUCAACAGACCCAACAGAAAGGUACAACCAGGGAGUCAAACAAAAAUAAUGGAGCAGAGGAAGGAGGGUAUGUGCAGGCGAAGAAAGGGAAUAACACAAAGAAACCACAAAAACCACAAGCCCCUAAGACCACUAACGAGGGGAGCGGGACUAAGAAAUCUCAAACGACACCGAACAACCAGAAACCGGUGAAGGAGGCGGCCCCGGGAGGCACAGCUAAGGUGUUGUUUCGGGCAGUAAAUAAUAAUAACAACAAGGCACCAGUAGCGGGAAAUGCAUCUCCCACACAACCGGGCAAGUCGACGGUAGAAGGGGUACAAACUGCAGACAGGACGCUGGAUGGCCACCAACAGACCCAAUUCGGCCAGGAUAAAGAUCGUGAAGGCGCGGGGAGCCCAUCCCCUUUGGGUAAAUAA